Molecule: messenger RNA, 954 nt
Organism: Cyphellophora attinorum
Lineage: Eukaryota; Fungi; Ascomycota; Eurotiomycetes; Chaetothyriales; Cyphellophoraceae
Product: Signal recognition particle SEC65 subunit
Exons: 2
Coding region: 1-954 (317 amino acids)
Biological process (GO): SRP-dependent cotranslational protein targeting to membrane, signal sequence recognition; SRP-dependent cotranslational protein targeting to membrane
Cellular component (GO): signal recognition particle, endoplasmic reticulum targeting
Molecular function (GO): 7S RNA binding
Source: RefSeq, a predicted model, not a curated record
AUGUCGCACGCCCGCAUAGAAGAAGUCUCCGACUCCGACCCUGAGAUCGACGACCCAGAAGCCUUCCUGCCCGAUUCCUCCCAACAUGCCCUGCAACCCGCGUCAGCGCCCCAUAGCGCAGUGGCCGCCACAGCUUCCACAAACCCGACUCUCCUCCGCAAUGGACCACCCACGUCCUUCUCCGCUCCCUCACACCAGCAGUCGGCCAGGAACAACAACCUCCCACCAGAUCUCAAAAGCCACUGCCUUCUCUACCCAGUCUAUUUCGACGCAACCCGCACACGCUCUACUGGCCGCCGCGUGCCUCCGUCGCUCGCGAUCAAGAACCCGCUAGCCUACUCCCUCAUCUCUGCCCUCCAGUCCAUUCUCAAGUCAAACCCCGCGCCCUCCCAACUACAAAUAACAUUUGAGCCCGACAAGCUCCAUCCCAACGACUGGGCCAACCCCGGCCGUGUACGCAUCAAGCUAUUCGAUACAGAAACACACAAGCCCUUACACCCUGGCAUCAAAAGUAAAGCACACCUCUACAAACUUAUCGGCGAAUAUCUAGUCGCGAACCCAACACAGAAAGACAGCCCCCUGGAUUUGCGAAUCCAAGGUCUGCCCAUACCGGAGAACUUCCUCGAGGAGAGCGGCGAAGUCAAGCCGCCGCGAGGAUGGAAGAUGGGCACGAUCUUACCGGUACACAGUGCUGCGGUGAGUGGUGGCGGGGUCAGUGAGAAUUUCUUGAAGGAGGCGAUGGAGGAGAUGAAGGCUAUGGGCGGUGCGCCUGGAGCAGGAGGCAUGCCAGGUGCUGGUGGGGGAGGGAUGCCGGAUAUGGCGGCGCUGCAGAGCAUGAUGGGCGGGAUGGGGGGCUUGGGUGGGAUGAUGGGUGGUGGAGGAGGUGGGCCGAGUGGUGGAGGGGCGAUCGAGGGAGGUGGCGGUGGGAAGAAGGGAAAGGGAAAGAAGAAGUGA